Messenger RNA from Psilocybe cubensis, 492 nucleotides. RefSeq lists its product as uncharacterized. Gene Ontology annotation, cellular component: cytosol; cytoplasm. Bases 1 to 492 code for a protein of 163 amino acids. The record is from RefSeq and is a predicted model, not a curated record. Gene Ontology annotation, molecular function: dihydroorotase activity; aspartate carbamoyltransferase activity. Gene Ontology annotation, biological process: 'de novo' pyrimidine nucleobase biosynthetic process; UTP biosynthetic process; L-glutamine metabolic process. The transcript has 2 exons. Lineage: Eukaryota; Fungi; Basidiomycota; Agaricomycetes; Agaricales; Agrocybaceae.
AUGGAUGGUGUAAGGGAAGGGUGGAGGCUCACCAUCAAGAUAGUUACAGCAGACCCUGUUCUGGGUGUGGAAAUGGCCUCGACCGUUAAAGUUGCCUGCUUUGGAUACGACAAAUAUGAAGUGUACCUCAAGGCACUCAUUUUGACUGGUAUCGUUCCGCCCAAGAAGAACAUUCUCUUCUCCAUCGGAAGUUAUAAGGAGAAGUUAGAGAUCUUGCCUUUGGUGCAGAAGCUCAGCGCUGCUGGAUACAACAUCUUCGCUACUUCGGGUACCUCAAAUUUCUUGACAGAGCACGGUGUGCAUCCGAGGGCAGUUGGGAUGGUAUCGUUGAUGAGAUGGAGAACGUUGAGAUUGGAAAUGGAAGCGGGAUUGAUGAAGGAGAUCUCGGCUCCAUGUAAAUCUGCCCAGGAGGAUAUCAAGGCCAAAAUCAUCCGCCAAACGUGGCUAAAGUUGCCGCUUGUUAUUCCUGAUGGGUGGGAUUUGUCUCGGUAA